Messenger RNA from Sphaeramia orbicularis (orbiculate cardinalfish), 768 nucleotides. It is a transcript of the gene comtd1a, whose product is annotated as catechol-O-methyltransferase domain containing 1. Lineage: Eukaryota; Metazoa; Chordata; Actinopteri; Kurtiformes; Apogonidae. The transcript has 7 exons. Gene Ontology annotation, molecular function: O-methyltransferase activity; S-adenosylmethionine-dependent methyltransferase activity. Bases 28 to 768 code for a protein of 246 amino acids. The record is from RefSeq and is a predicted model, not a curated record.
UCAACGAGGCUCAAAAUAUUUCACAGAAUGGCUGCAGAUAUUAAAAUACUCUUCUGUAUCGGCCUGGCUGUUGUACUAACAGGUGUGGGGGAAUCUGCCUUAAUUGGGAAGAGCCACAGUGGGGGAAAGGAUGACUCUGUGCUACAGUACGUGGUCAACAACUCACUGAGGGAGCAUCCAGUCCUCACUAAACUCAAACUCAAAACUCUUGAAGAUCGAUGGAGCAUCAUGAUGGUUGCUGUUGAACAGGCCCAGUUAAUGGCUAAUCUGAUCCGACUAAUCAAUGGAACCAAAGCUAUUGAAAUAGGGAUGUACACAGGUUAUAACGCGCUGAGCAUGGCUUUGGCAAUGCCAGACAACGGACAUGUAGUCGCAUGUGAAAUAGAAGAAACCUACAUAGAGAUUGGAAAACCAUUUUUUAGAGAGGCUGGAGUCGAAGAAAAGAUUGAUAUUCGUCAUCAAACAGCCUUGAAGACACUGGAUGACCUGAUAGAGGCCGGUGAAGCUGGGAUGUAUGACUUUGUGUUCAUAGAUGCUGAUAAAUCCAACUAUGACAGAUACUAUGAGAAGUCACUUGAACUCAUCCGGACAGGAGGCAUCAUCGCUAUUGACAACGUGCUGUGGAGUGGAAGGGUCAUCAAUCCUGCCCCUGAAGACCUCACCUCCCAGGCUCUGGAUGCCCUUAAUAAGAAAUUACACAAGGACGAGAGGAUUGAUCUGAGCAUGCUCACUGUGGGCGAUGGGCUCACCAUUGCCAUUAAACGCUAA